CUCUCUAUAUAUUUUGCUGGGCCCCUGGGAUUUUUUCCACCCCUCUCUCUCCCCCCUCCCUCUCUCUCUCUGGUGGCUAUAAUUAAACCUUCAAGAAGCAGCAACACCCCAUAACCCCCCUCCCUUCCCUUUCCAAAUACCCGCCUCCUUCGAUAUUUGCAUUCUCUGGAUAUUUCUCUCUUUUGCUACGUAUAUAAAUAUAUACACACGGACGAGGUAGCCUGACUUGUGUAUCUCUACUCGAUUCUCAUGGCGCAAGAGCUGGAUGACGGAGAGUUCUGGUUGCCGUCCGAGUUUCUGACGGACGACGACCUGUUAACGGAUUUCAAAACUGACCAUUUCAAGAUGAAGAGGGACGACGAGUUUUCUCAUCUGUUUGGCAACUCGUUUGGUUUCGCUUCUGAUCUGAGUUCACCCGUUGAGUCGGUCAUGGGCUCCACAGAAACUGAGAGCGACGAAGAUGACUUUGUCACUGGGUUGACCCGGAAGAUAGCUCACACCACGUUGCACGACUCCAAUUUGUCCUCUGACUACACAGCCAAGGGAUGGAAGCUCUCCGGGUCGCCACAAUCAACUCUGUGCGGUUGCAAACCGGGGUCCAGCCGUGGUAGCCCGAACAGCGUUUCCCGGGUUUCUUCACCGCCGGAUGGAAAAGAUGCAGUCGGGUGGGAUUUGCUGUAUGCGGCAGCAGGGGAAGUUGCAAGGAUGCGAAUGAUCGAGGAGACAACCCCGUUUCAUUCAAACAAACUCUUCGCUCCGCCCCCAAAACCUAGCCCUGUUGCCGUACCCGUCAAAAAGCCAAACCCGGCCACUGGCUUUUACCCGAAUCAAGCUCAAACACAAGCGCACCUUGCUUAUUUGCAAUUGCAAGCCACUCAAUUUCAGCGGAUGAAGCAACAACAGAUGGUGAAAAGUAACGUCUGGAGGCAGGGGAAAUUAGAUUAUCAGUUUCAGAAUGGUAGGACUGGCAUAGUUGGCAGAACUCAAGGUUUAUCUAUGGCGGCUUGGCCUACUUUGCAACAGUCUCAACAACAGCAGCAUCAGCAACCCGGUUCAGGGAUGAGAGCUGUUUUCCUCGGAGAUACCGGAGCAAAAAAGGAGCGAACUGGGACCGGAGUUUUUUUGCCUAGAAGAUUCGGAUCUAACCCAACUGAAACUCGCAAGAAACCAGGAUGUUCUACAGUGUUGUUACCAGACAGAGUGGUCCAUGCCUUGAAUUUGAAUCUGGAGUCUGUGGAUGACCAAUCCCAACUCAGAGGCAAUGGAAAUUUCACACCUGAAUAUGACGCUAGUUUGAAGCAGAGAAGUAAUGUGAUGAUGAUGGGAGAACAGAGGAGAAGUUUUAUGCCGCAGGCAGUGAUGAAUCAGGAACUCAGGCUUCCUCAGGAGUGGACUUAUUAACUAGUGAUGAAGAAGGGUUGUUUUUUGUUGAAGGGAUGUGCUGGAAUUUUUAAAGAUUAGUAGCAGAAGCAGCAGCAAAGAAGUUGAUUUUUAUUAGAAAGGAAGAUUUAUUAGUAGUUUUUUUUUGUUUGUGACAGUGGAUUAGUAGGCGCAGCAUAGGACAGUGGCAGUAGUAAUUAAGUAGAUGAUGAUGAUGAUGA
Sesamum indicum (sesame) is the source of this 1601-nucleotide messenger RNA. RefSeq names its product TIP41-like protein. NCBI's taxonomy places the organism in Eukaryota, Viridiplantae, Streptophyta, Magnoliopsida, Lamiales, Pedaliaceae. The record is from RefSeq and is a predicted model, not a curated record.